CUAAAAAUUUUUACACAAAUCCCAAGAAAUUCCAUUUUCCUUUAGACAUGAAUUCAUGCAACCAUUAAAGAAAAUAUAUAUUUCUUGCAACAUAUAGCAAACAACAAACUUUAUUUAUUAUAUAUUAUACCUAGCUAGGGUUUUCCUCUUUUUGGAAAACCUAUUUAGGGUUUUUUCAUCAAUUUUGGCAACAUUUUUUUUUUCCAAAUUUAAGUUUUAGGGUUUCAUUUUAGAAACACAAAAUAUUAUAUAAGUAACUUGAGAAGAAUUUGAGAAAAAAAUGGAAGAAGUGAAAGAAGAAACUCAAUUACCACCAGGAUUUAGAUUUCAUCCAACAGAUGAAGAGCUUAUAACAUUUUAUUUAGUGAACAAAAUAAAUGAUGUUAAUUUUACUGGAAGAGCUAUUGCUGAUGUUGAUCUAAACAAAUCUGAGCCAUGGGAUCUUCCAGGAAAGGCAAAAAUGGGAGGAAAAGAAUGGUAUUUUUUCAGCCUACGUGAUAGAAAAUAUCCAACAGGAGUAAGAACAAAUAGAGCAACAAAUAGUGGAUAUUGGAAAACUACUGGAAAAGAUAAAGAGAUUUUUAAUAGCAAAAAUAAUAAUUCAGAAUUAAUUGGGAUGAAAAAAACAUUAGUUUUCUAUAAAGGAAGAGCACCUAGAGGUGAAAAAUCAAAUUGGGUCAUGCAUGAAUAUAGAAUUCGAUCCAAAUCUUCUUAUAAAACAAACAAGCAAGAUGAAUGGGUGGUUUGUAGAAUUUUCCAAAAGAGUGUAGGAUUGAAGAAGUACCCUACUAACCAAUAUUCAAGGGCAACAUACUCUCUCAACAACACUCAAAAUAAUGCAUCAAUAAUGUCAUCACAAAUGAUGCAAUUACCUCAUGAUCAUCAAGGGUUCCAAUUUGCAAUGGGAAGAAAUAAUAAUAAUUACAUGAAUAAUCAUGGUCAUGAAAUUCAAGAUCUUAAUAAUAGGGUUAUUUUUCAAAGUGGUUCAUCAAAUAUGAUCAACAAUUUCCCAAUACAACCCCAAAUGAGUUACAAUAUUGGAGGUGGUAGUACUAGUAGUGGCGCAGGAGGAGGAGAUAAUAAUAAUAAUUACUUCAGUAUUUCAGGCUUAAACUUGAAUCUUGGUGGUGGGGUCGUUGCCUCUUCUCAACCAAUUUUUAGGCCAAUGCCCGCCCCCGCGCCACAUAUACCACCACAAGUUAUGAGUCAACAAGAAGUGGCUUCUUCUAUGAUGGCCAAUUGUGCAACUACAAGUUAUGGAGGUGAAAUGAAUAAUGCAAAUACUAUGAAUAAUAGUGUCAUGACCAUGGACAAUUGUGCUGAUUUAGACAACUAUUGGACUAGUUAUUGAUCAAGAAGAAGAUGUUUUUUUACACAAAAAGCCACUUUUUUUGGCCUUGUAUUUGGAAGUAAUGUUAAUUAGAUUAUGUUAGUUUGGCACUAGUGUUAUAUUUAAUUUCUUCUACUUAGAAAACAAAGUAUGUUGUAAUG
This is a messenger RNA of Solanum verrucosum, 1491 nucleotides long. Its product is annotated as NAC domain-containing protein 20-like. Lineage: Eukaryota; Viridiplantae; Streptophyta; Magnoliopsida; Solanales; Solanaceae. Gene Ontology annotation, biological process: regulation of DNA-templated transcription. The record is from RefSeq and is a predicted model, not a curated record. Bases 281 to 1351 code for a protein of 356 amino acids. Gene Ontology annotation, molecular function: DNA binding. The transcript has 3 exons.